Ailuropoda melanoleuca (giant panda) is the source of this 2144-nucleotide messenger RNA. It is a transcript of the gene TPGS2, whose product is annotated as tubulin polyglutamylase complex subunit 2. The coding region runs from base 135 to 1013 and encodes 292 amino acids. The transcript is spliced from 7 exons. The record is from RefSeq and is a predicted model, not a curated record. Gene Ontology annotation, biological process: protein polyglutamylation. Lineage: Eukaryota; Metazoa; Chordata; Mammalia; Carnivora; Ursidae.
AGCGCUCUCAGGCGCCAAGCACUACAACUCCCGGCAUGCCGUGAACUUGAUGGCCGAGCCUUUGGGGCGGUGCCUAGCCCUCCCGCCCGGUCCCCGCUGCUGCCCCGGCCGCGCGCGGAGCGGGGACGCGAGCCAUGGAGGAGACGCAGCCCCCGGGCUGCAGCAAGCCGCACCUGGAGAAGCUGACCCUGGGGAUCACCCGCAUCCUAGAAUCUUCCCCAGGUGUGACAGAGGUGACUAUCGUAGAGAAACCACCUGCUGAACGUCAUAUGAUUUCUUCAUGGGAACAAAAAAAUAACUGCGUGCUACCUGAGGAUGUGAAGAAUUUUUACUUGAUGACCAACGGCUUCCACAUGACAUGGAGUGUGAAGCUGGAUGAGCACACCAUUCCGUUGGGCAGCAUGGCAAUUAACAGCAUCUCAAAACUGACUCAGCUCAACCAGUCUUCCGUGUAUUCACUCCCUAAUGCACCAACUCUGGCAGACCUGGAGGAUGAUGCACUUGAAGACAGUGAGAACCAGCCAGAGAAGCCUCACUUUGAUUCUCGCAGCGUGAUAUUUGAGCUGGAUCCUUGCAAUGGGAAUGGGAAGGUUUGUCUUGUCUACAAAAGAGGGAAACCAGCGUUGGCGCAAGACACCGAGAUCUGGUUCCUGGACAGAGCGUUAUACUGGCAUUUUCUCACAGAUACCUUCACCGCUUACUACCGCCUGCUCAUCACGCACCUGGGCCUGCCGCAGUGGCAGUAUGCCUUCACCAGCUAUGGCAUUAGCCCGCAGGCCAAGCAGUGGUUCAACAUGUAUAAACCCAUCACCUACAACACAGACCUACUUGCAGAAGAGACCGACUCCUUCGUGAACAAGCUGGAUCCCAGCAGAGUGUUCAAGAGCAAGAACAAGACCUUACUCCCCAAAAAGAAAGGGCCAGCCCAGCCUGCAGGUGGCCAGAAAGGGCCCCCAGGUCCUCCGUCCACCUCUAAAUCCUCUUCUAGCCCGGGAAACCCUGUCCGGAAAUGAGCACCCUACCUCCCCGCCAGCCCCACAGCAAUGAUUUCCACGCGCAGAUGGCCCAAGCCUCAGAUUCUGUGAAUGGCACCAUAGGCCUCUUCCCAUCUGAGUGAGCCAAAUCCUAGGCCUUUUACUCCCGCUGGCAUUAGCCAGGAGUUCAAGGGCAUACUCAGGUCUCCCCUAGAGUCCUUUCUUCAUCUCUUAACUCUGAAAGCUGUGGAGAGUUUCAGAACUUGUUUAAAUAGUUAAAUAGAGCUGUUAAGAGCUUUCCUCUCUCCACCCCCAACCCUCUACACCCCUCAGCAGUGAUUAGAGAAAUCCCCCAAAGAAACGACUGAUUUUUGACCCAUGAGGCAUUAGAACUGUGCUGUCCAAUUGGUAAUCACUAGCCACAGGUGGCUGUUUAAAUUAAAAAUUCAGUUCCUCAAUUGCAUUAGCCACAUUGUGAGUAUUCCUGUGGCUAGUAGCUUCUCUAUUCGACAACAGAAAUAAUGGAACAUUUCCAUCAUCACAGAAAGUUCCGUUGGGCAGUACUGCAUUAGAAUAUUUUCGUACUGCCCUUACUCAGAUCAGUUCGUUUUUGUUAGAGAAUGUGGAUACCUUAUUUUGAUGUGUCAUAAUGUUCCAUGAAAAUUCUUGAAGAUACAAUUGUAUAUGUUCUUUUUAUUUUUCAUAAUUCUCACUCUGGUCCUUUCUCAGUUUCCUAUAAAGUUUGUUGUUUCCGGUUUUGCAGUGUGAUGUUUAUACAUUGCCAAAAUUAUCUAUUUAUUUUUUUUUUUAAGAGGAGAUAAUUCUCUACUUGAACCAUUUACAAACAAAAAAUAAACAACUCCCAAGCAUUGUUUUACAGGACUCGUCAUAGAGAGUUUUUAUGAAACCACUGUCGACAGAGCUUUCCACCUGUCCUGCCUACUCCUAGCUUUCAGCAAUUCAUGGAGUGGCAGAAAGGGACAAAGAGGGCCCAAGCGGUGAAGGGUAAUAGCUGAAGUUUGUCUGUAUUUUUCUGCCAGAACUGAUCAAAUGAAAUGGAGAACGAGCAGCACCAGAUAAGUGAUUGCUGCUCCCAGACAAGUCAGUUAGAAGGGGGUCGAGCAGGCAUGUCCCCUCUACUGCGGCACGCCAGCCUCCAUGCUGGUGAAU